UCAUUCAAAAAACCGACCGGCCAGAAAAGUGACGAUAACGAAAAUCGACGGAAAAAAUCAAAUCGACGAAUAAACGGAGUUGAAGUGCAGGUGGUAACGCGAGCUCGAUUUUCGGGAAGUUUUCGAGGUUUUCCGAGCAUCAUGAAGUCUUCGGUGGCGGUGUUCGCUAUGCUGGUGGUGGUUUGCGGGUUCAAUCACGUCAUCGCCAGGCCCAACAGCAGAAUAAAAAGGGUGUCUGAUUCUCACCUGGCAGAUCUCGAAACAAAAAUCGCCAUGAAUAACAGAAUAAGGGGCUUUGCAAUAACUCUACCAAUAGGAGGAGGAAGGAUAGAUCCCUCUCAAAUUUUUUGUCACGUUUCAGUUCGUGUCGUAGAGGGAAAAAAUGUUCGAAUCGUAAAACGGACCGUAUCGGGAAAAACGCCUUUGAAGAUAGAGAAAAGGAUAGUUUACGAAAGAUUCCCUAGCAGCCUUUCGGGAAAUUCGAUAGCGAAACUUAGGCAAAAUCACCUCGAUGGUAUUAAGAAAUAUUUAUUUAACAAUUUGGUGAAGAGUAUUAUUAUGAUGUAUUAAGACUUUUUUUUUAGUUUUUUAGUAAUUUAUUUAUUGUACUCGUGCAGAUAUUUAUUUUUGUAAUAAAAACUUUUAAUGCGA
Messenger RNA from Phyllotreta striolata, 651 nucleotides. NCBI's taxonomy places the organism in Eukaryota, Metazoa, Arthropoda, Insecta, Coleoptera, Chrysomelidae. The record is from the annotation of a GenBank genome assembly.